Molecule: messenger RNA, 684 nt
Organism: Symbiodinium sp. CCMP2456
Lineage: Eukaryota; Dinophyceae; Suessiales; Symbiodiniaceae
Source: the annotation of a GenBank genome assembly
AUGAGUUUGCCGGUGCACUUGCGCGCUUCGGGAAGGUGCUGCUUCCCUCUCAGGCCAAGGCGCUCUACCGGACCACCGCCGACCAAGGCGGUAACGUGCGCGUGGAGACCUUCUUGGCCACCUUGUCGCUGCACUUCGCGCUCACGCACCCAACGCCCACUACGCCAGAGACGGCGUUCCUUGGAUGCUAUCUGCCGCGACAUCCUUUGUUUGGGCCGGGAGGAGGAGGGCCCAGGUGUGGCGGUUUUGCUGCGGCGCUUUUUCGAGCAUGCCGACCGAAGUGGUAACAACAACGGCUACUUGGAGCUCGACGAGCUCCUCCUGGCCUUGCGGACGCUGCCGAGCUGCCGGGGCUUGGGCGAGGAGGAGUUGGAGGCGGUGGGCAAGUUUGUGGACCUCAACGGCGACAAGCGAAUCAACUACGCAGAGCUGCUGCGAGCGCUCUCCGUCCGCCACUGCAAUGCGGAUCCGGGCCGUCGCGGCCCAAAAGCCCUGCUUGAGGACAUGCUCGAGGCCGUGCACAGAGUACUGCACUUCGACUUCGCGAAGCCACUGCGGAGCCUCUUGAGGCGCCUCUGCCCACGUGGCUGCACCCGGUGCACGCCAGCCAAAUUCAGGCAAGCCCUGGAAUCGCUGAAUGGUCAGGAGCCGCCGCGACUGAGCACUACUCAGCUGAGCUGCCUC